AUUUGUGGUAAGUCCAUGUCAGCCUAGACAAAAUCAAAAGCCCAUCGCUAACCGCUGCUGGUUAGCCAUGUUUGUUUAGUCGCUCAGCUGGCAGUCAGCCUGCUUCUCUGAUGUUUAGGGAAUCUCCCGCCAAAAAAUUAGUGUCAUCUACAGCGGAUAUCGAGUACGCGGCAAGUAAUAGAGGGAAGAAGCCCGUAAUCGACAGGUGUCGCUGUAGUGUUUGUUCGAUGUAGAGUGAGUAGUACCAAGGGUCGCCGUACGCAAUGGGAGUUACUGGCCUUCUUCCGCUUUUAAAGAAUGCUUCAAAGCCGGGCCACAUCAGCGACUUCAGGGGCUCGACAGCUGCGGUAGAUGGCUACUGCUGGUUGCAUCGAGGUGCCUUCAGCUGCGCCGAAAAACUUGUACUUGGCGAGAAAACCGAUAUGCACAUUCGGUUCUGCAUGAAGAUGAUUAGUGUUAUGCAAGCUAAUAAGGUAAGACCCGUGGUUGUGUUCGACGGCAAAAGUCUACCUUCGAAGGCUGAAACGAACAAAAAGCGGUCUGAGUCGAAAAGGGAGAAUCGCGCCAAAGCUCGAAUGCUGUUCGCUGAAGGCCGUUCUGCUGAAGCUAAAGAAGUUAUGCGACGCUGUGUUGAGAUCACCCCAGAGCUGGCCCACCAGUUUAUUGAAGAGCUACGUCGCCAGAAUAUCGACUACCUCGUUGCACCGUAUGAAGCUGACGCACAGCUGGCGUUUCUCAAUUUGAAUGGUUUUGUUGAUUUGGUAAUAUCUGAGGAUUCUGACUUAAUGCUUUUCGGUUGUGACAAAGUAUUCUAUAAAAUGGAUGCUAACGGGUACGGUACACUGGUAGAGAAAUCAAAGAUUCCUAAUUGCCUUGGGCCGCGUGCUUCAACCUUUUUCACGCAUGACAAAUUUCGAUGGGCAUGUAUCCUUUCAGGCUGUGAUUAUCUGGAUAGUCUGCCUGGAAUAGGACUAAAAAAGGCUCUUAAAUUCUUGAAGCCAACGUCUAACACUGAUUUGCAAACUUUGCUAAAAAAGAUGCCGGUUUAUUUAAAAAUGCCAUCACUCACUGUUACGCAAGACUAUAUCGAUGGUUUUAUCAAAGCAGACAAUACAUUUUUAUACCAAGUUGUUUUUUGUCCCGAAACGAAAAAAUUACGUCCUCUUAACCCGUAUCCCGAUGGAGUGACGGGUGACGAUAUGCCUUACGCGGGCGUCUACUUUGAUCCGAAAUUAGUCGUCGACAUAGCCUUGGCCAACCUUCACAUACUUCAUCACCACUGCAUGGGAGAUCGGUAUGUGCCGAAAGGCGAAAUUAUUGUCCGUAGAACAAAACUGGCGAAUUGCUCGACGAUCAUCGGUGGUUUCGCCUUUGAAAAGACGACGAAAAAAAAUGCUGGAAGCGUCAUAACUAACCAGAUCGAUGAAGAAAUUGCUAAGGUAAAAGAGAAGGAGCUCGUAGCUGAAGUGAUGCACCUUUACGGUGAACCAAACACAGAUGCCGCAGCCAGCAACGAUAAGACGAAAGGGAUCGUUACAGGCUCGAACGCAACUAUUGCUGGACCCCGUUCUCUCCUCAAAGAUCUUGAAGACGAAAAAGGAAAACGAAGUGCAAACAUAUUCAGAAAAGUCGAGUCGAAGGAAAAAACGGAAUCGAUCGAAAAAAUAGACAGGAUAGUAAGCCGCUUUUUUGUCAGCAACAUGGCUCCACAUACCCAAGUGGUUGCUGUCAAACGAAAAGCGGGAAUUUUCGAAAAGCAAGAAAAUUCAUCUGUAGUGAAAAGACAGAUAACACUCAAAGAACUUCUAAAAUGAAAUAUUGUUGUACUAAUAUGUGGAU
Varroa destructor (honeybee mite) is the source of this 1839-nucleotide messenger RNA. It is a transcript of the gene tos, whose product is annotated as Exonuclease tos. Gene Ontology annotation, molecular function: 5'-flap endonuclease activity; 5'-3' DNA exonuclease activity; DNA binding. The record is from RefSeq and is a predicted model, not a curated record. Gene Ontology annotation, cellular component: nucleus. Gene Ontology annotation, biological process: DNA recombination; mismatch repair. Lineage: Eukaryota; Metazoa; Arthropoda; Arachnida; Mesostigmata; Varroidae.